Molecule: messenger RNA, 1003 nt
Organism: Gadus macrocephalus (Pacific cod)
Lineage: Eukaryota; Metazoa; Chordata; Actinopteri; Gadiformes; Gadidae
Product: low-density lipoprotein receptor class A domain-containing protein 2-like
Molecular function (GO): protein binding
Source: RefSeq, a predicted model, not a curated record
AUGGAGUUCCCCAUCGACAGCCUGUUUCAUCAAGCGAUGAAGAUGACUCUCCUGAUGGGAUUAUUGGCGGUGAAUACCAGAGCCAUCGAGACGGUGAACAUGGUGGACUUCUGCGGUCAGACUAUCAAGGGGGACGGCAUGGUGGUGAACUCGCAUAAGGACUAUAAGAAGUACUACUUUGUGACCAUGGGCACCGACUGCCACCUCACCAUGCAGGCCGCCUCCCCCCGGGACAGGAUCCAGUUCCACUUCGGCUUCUUCCUGGUGUACAGUUUGUGGCCCCUCAGUCCCGCCCCGCCCUCCCCCCGGGGGUCUGCCCCCCUAGACAGCCCCCGCCCAGACCCCGGGCCUGGCCAGGGGCCCGAGGACCCCUGCCACGCUGGCUCCUACCUCCAGUUCUACGACGACAGGGAGAGGAGCUCCCCGCCAGUGGGCCCCCCGCUGUGUGGGAAGAGCCCCCCACGGCCGGUGCUCUCCACGGGGAACUACCUGACGCUGAGGCUGGUGACCCGGGGGACCCAGCCCCGCGUGGACUUCGUGGGGGACUUCACCUCCUUCAGGCUGGGUCCGAAAAAGUCGGGUCGGCUUAUAUUCGGGCCGUACUUUACCUGUCGCAAUGGCAAGUGUAUUCCUCUGAGUCUGGUGUGUGAUGACAAAGGAAUCGACAACUGUGGGGAUGGAAGCGACCUGGAAGAGAACCUGACUUCUGGAUGCAAAGGUCAGCCAGCUAUCUGUAAAGGGCAGUGGAGUGAUGAUAUUAUGCUAACAUGAAUCAUUCUCCAAAACACCACACAACAUAAUAGUUCCAAUAUAAACGGAAUAUUGGAGCAUAAUUUAAGAUAACUUUUUCUUCCACGUAAACUUAAACAGAAUCUUCUGAAUUUCCUUUUCCUAGGUCAGUUGGUAGCUCACACAUCGCCGCCCACCAUUGCAACUGGAGCGUCUGUCCUGACAGCGCCGGCCUCCACGGGUAUGAACUGUGGCGCGCCGGACAGUGCGCACA